Molecule: messenger RNA, 2000 nt
Organism: Juglans microcarpa x Juglans regia
Lineage: Eukaryota; Viridiplantae; Streptophyta; Magnoliopsida; Fagales; Juglandaceae
Exons: 7
Coding region: 281-1735 (484 amino acids)
Source: RefSeq, a predicted model, not a curated record
AACUAAUAAAGUUAAAGAAAAACUCUUCUGGCCCUGCGAAACUCACCACUCACCAGCCAGCAGCCACCACUAUAAAAUGCUGUGCUAAGCUCACCGGUAGUACUCAACGCCGAUCACCGGCUGCUACAGAUUCCCGGUAAUCCACCCUUCCUUCCUCUUCAUCCUCUUCUUCUUUACGUUUUCUGCGUGUAACGGCUUUUCUCUCCUCUCUUGUGGAAACUUGGGUACAAGCUCGGGGCCUCGAGUUCAAGUUCCCUGUUUGGCAUAAAUCAUCAAUAUUAUGGAUCUGAAACAUAAAGGUAUAACCUGGGUCGGGAAUUUUUUCCAGAAGCUUGAAGCUGUGUGCCAAGAGGUAGAUGAUAUUGUCAACAAGGAUACAGUAAAAUAUGUUGAAAACCAGUUGCAAACCAUGGGUGGAAGUGUGAAAAAGUUCUGUUCUGAUGUUGUUCAGGAUGUACUUCCUCCUUUAGUGGAUCCUGUUAAGUGUCAAGCACAAGUUGUUGCUCUGAAAAGCAAUGAUGCAAUUAGCACCUAUUUGAAGGCAAUGAUGGGUGAUGAGGAAAAUCAUGUAGAUGUCAUCAAGCAGUCACAUGUGGAACCCAAUGCAGAUGAUCAUUUGAUGAAGCAGCUGCCAGACACAUCAAGUAAGCUUUGCCUUGUAAAUCAAAACAUACCUCCAACUUCUGUUGACUGCCUUGAAGUGGAAGAGACUGUCUCAUCUCUGCAAGAGAUUGAUGAUAUUAUGACAGAUGAAAACCCAAAUGUGAGUGCUGAAGAAAAUGCCACAGAGGACUCUGUGACUGAGGUGUUGGAGUUAUUUUCUCUGAAUGAUAAAGAGCCCUUUGGUGCAUCAUUUUCUUGUGAGUUCGGUGAAAGUAAUCAUCAAAAUGCAUUUGGAGUUGUGGCUGAGGUUCCGCCAGCAUCUUCAUUUCAUUGUGUGGAGUUCCAAUCCCCUCCAAAAAUGGGAACAGUUACUGACUGCCAUGAAGAAGUCAGUCAGAGCGUGUCUGAUGUCUCAAGUAUGAAUACUUCUUCUGUAUCAGCCUUUUCAGUUAUAUCUGAUGAGAAAACUAUAGUGGAGAUGAAGCUUGUGUGCUCUGGCAGUUCCCUACCAGUAGAGUCUUGUAGCCUGUCUGGGAAAUCACCUGACAACUCCCUGUAUGCGGCAUCUUGUGAUAAUCAUGGGGAUUGUAUUUGUCAUAGUUCCAGCAAACUCCCCUCUUCUGCACCUGCCCCAGUUAUCCCCUGUAAGGAAAAUGCAGACAAAUUAGGACAUGAUUCUUCCAGCAGUAUCCUACUAUCGGAAUCCAUCGAGGAAGACACUUCCAGCAUUAAGGAAAUUCAAGAAUCAUCUGGAAAUAGGCAUAUUCAUUUCUGGGAAUCUGCUCAAGGACCUCCAUAUGACUUGAACAAUGAUAUUAAUGAUUCUAGCAUGGAAACUGUCAAAUUGUGUGAUGAGGUGAAGCUUGAUGAAAGCUGUGUCAUUGUAGAACCUAGUGAACUUUAUGCCGUCUCUCGCAGAGUCCGAAAGCUCAGAUCAUACAGGAAAAAGAUUCAAGAUGCGUUCGCUUCAAAAAAGAGAUUGGCAGAGGAAUAUGAACAGCUAGCUGUUUGGUAUGGAGAUGUUGAUAUGGGGUCUAGCAAAGACAGCUUGCAAUCCAUCCCUGCCGCACCUUUAGAUUUGAAGAAUUUGCCAAUACAGCAGGCUUGCGACUCCGACUGGGAGUUUCUGUAGGUAAACAAAAAACCCGUGUAUAGCUGCAGUUGGACUUGUUGAAGAGCCCUCUUGCCUUUGCAGAUGAACAUGUCGGAUAUAUGCCAAUUUGUGUGAAUAAUCAUGGUUGAGGUUCUCAAUUUUAGUUGUACACAUAAUAAUAAGGCAGUAUUGAUGAGUGCUGUAAAUUCUAGUAGAUCGAAUGGUAUUAUUGUCUGGUUUAGUUGCCGGACAUGGCAUCAACUUUGAGAUACAAUUUCAGCAAGUAAUCAUACCCUUUUGCUAA